AAUUUCUUGCACUAUCGUUUUAUGUUUAAAAUGUAAACAAAAGGAAUCCUGUAAAAUCCACAAUUCGUACAAAUUAUGGACUCCUGUUUAUUGUGCUUAAAAUUUAAUAAAGAAUUACUAAAUUUCAUAGAAGCCAACUCCACACGAUGGCAAGAACUCAACAUCACAAAAGUGCUAGAGAAACAUUUCUGGCCAUUGAACACCAUGCAUCCCAGCACUUGGAUGUGUUUGUCUUGCUGGCAAAAGCUAGACGAUUUCAACAAAUUCUACUUGAGUAUAGAAGAGGCUCAUUUUAAUUUAGGAAAAAUUAAAGUUGAAGAAAAUCGAUUGGUAUCCAAAGAGGAAAUAUCAAGUCAAGAAAGUGAAAACUUUUCGUACUUUUGUCUCGAGCCGGAAAUACUAAUAGAUCAGACUGAACUUGGAGAAUUAAUUGUUGACAAAGAAUCCUCACUGAAGCAGAAAAGGAAAAAACAAAGUUUAGAUGAAAAUAGUGUCUUGAAAAAUGAUCCUUUAGCUAAAGUAAAAGUCACAAAGCCAAGAAAUGUAAAAAAAAUAAAAACAAUGACUUCACCAGAAACUAAUACAGCGGAACAGAACGAGAAGAACCCAAACAUUAAAUCAGAACCAGCCAAUUUUUCAAAUAGCGAUUGCUCUGAUAGUAUGAACGAUGAUGAAGAUAGCGAUGAUGAACCAUGUAAAAACUCCUCCGAAAGGGUCAAAAAUAGAAUAAUAAAUAAAAGGGAAGACGAUAUAUUUAUAGCUGAACAUUUUAAACACAUGUUCUGUGAUCUUUGUGACGUUGCAUUUGAAAACUUUAGCGAGAUGCCGAAACACUUUUCAACGGUGCAUGAUCGAAAGGGUUACCUUGUUUGUUGCAGCAAAAGAUUCUAUCAACGCAAUCAUUUAGUUGACCACCUACAUUGUCACUUGAAUCCAGAUCACUUUAAAUGUUCUCAAUGUGGCAAGGUCCUGUCCGAUAGAUAUAAUUUUAAAAGUCAUAUGUUGAUUGUACAUCGACCAAAGGAUGUUGUUUUGAAACAUUCUUGCGAUAUUUGUGGUAAGUCUUUUACCCAAGGCAAAGUAUUGCGCUCCCAUAAAUUAACGCAUUUGCCCAAAGAAGAAAAAAAGUUUCCCUGUACAGAAUGUGGUAAAUUAUACGGUAAUUCCUAUUUAUUGAAAAUACACACCGAAGUAGUACACCUAAAAAAACAUUCAAAAGUCUGUUAUAUUUGUGGCAAAACAUUAGGCACUAGCACUGAAUAUAAAGCUCACAUGAACAAGCAUGAAGGCAUUCCUGCUCCCGUUAUCAACUGUGACGUGUGUGGCUUACGUCUGACCAGUGAAAGAAGUCUUAAGCUGCACAAAGAAUCUCAGCAUCCGGUGGGUGGCAAACAACAACAUCCCUGUCCUGUAUGUCACAGAAUAUCACCUACGGCUAGGGCACUUAAGAAACAUGUAAAUACGAUGCAUGAAAAAGGGUACGAUCAUAAAUGCAGCAUGUGUGAAAAGGCUUUUAAAAGGGCAGAAGCUUUAAGGGACCAUAUGGGUUCGCAUACCGGUAGUACAUUAUAUACGUGUCCUUGGUGCCCGAAGACGUUUAAUUCAAAUGGUAAUAUGCAUGCUCAUCGCAAAAAAGUACAUCCUAAAGAAUGGGAGGAAGCCAAACUUCAAAAAUAUUCGGGAAACUUGCCGGUCGAAUUGAAAGUAAAGAUUGCAAAUAAUAAUAUAGAAGGAAAUUUUUAAAUAAACUCGAAAGAUAAGAAAUGUACAUAUAUGCAUGUAUGUAUGUGUCUUUGAAUUUGUUUAUAACAUGUAUAAA
Calliphora vicina (urban bluebottle blowfly) is the source of this 1819-nucleotide messenger RNA. Its product is annotated as transcription factor grauzone-like. Gene Ontology annotation, cellular component: nucleus. Gene Ontology annotation, molecular function: zinc ion binding; RNA polymerase II transcription regulatory region sequence-specific DNA binding; DNA-binding transcription factor activity, RNA polymerase II-specific. Bases 76 to 1743 code for a protein of 555 amino acids. Lineage: Eukaryota; Metazoa; Arthropoda; Insecta; Diptera; Calliphoridae. The record is from RefSeq and is a predicted model, not a curated record. Gene Ontology annotation, biological process: regulation of transcription by RNA polymerase II. The transcript has 4 exons.